This is a messenger RNA of Musa acuminata subsp. malaccensis (wild Malaysian banana), 2049 nucleotides long. RefSeq names its product pentatricopeptide repeat-containing protein At1g01970. Gene Ontology annotation, molecular function: protein binding. NCBI's taxonomy places the organism in Eukaryota, Viridiplantae, Streptophyta, Magnoliopsida, Zingiberales, Musaceae. The record is from RefSeq and is a predicted model, not a curated record.
AAGCCGAGAAAGCUCCUGGCCCGGCCGAGACAACGGUUGCGAGCGAUCGCAGCGAGCAGGGACUUGAGGGAUUGGAGGGAAGAGGCUUGGCAGAGAGUUCAAAGCCGCUUCGCUGCGGGGGCGCCUUGGCGAGGUGGUAGAGGAGCGAGGAGUAGGCGGGGUAGCAGAGGUGGUCGGGGGUCGUCGUCCUGGAGACGGCGGAGGACAACGGCGUGGGCGGUGGAUUAAGCCCCAUCAGGAGAGGAAUCGCUAAACGAACCCACGUGGGCUUCUCGGGUUCGCGAAUCUCCAAGCGCGUUGUAGCAUAUCGUCACUAAUUUGGAGGGCAUUUUGUGGGGAUAUAUUUAUUUGCCGGCGUGUGGAUGAGUUCGGGACUAAGUAGAGUUGAAUGCGUCCGGUGGUCCUCAAUUCUCCUAUAGAUACCUUCUUAUGUUACUCUAUCAUUGAAGAGAAAUAGCAAGAGGAGCUGAAGGAAAUCAAAGUGCUUGGAAUUCUGGUUUGCUUCUUAUUGUACUUGAGAUCACUCAAGUAAUUCUUUUUCAACAUAAUGCCUUGUCUUUCUCCAUUUCUGUUAUCCAAUGCCCAAUGGCCGAGUGUCCUAGCCACUGUAUCCAACAAAACAUUUUGCAAACUUCCUUGCAUACAUGUCUCUAAUUGGCAUAUGAGAGAGCAUCAAAGGAAAUCACAUGCUUCAACAUUUAUCCAAUCAUCAGCAACUGUCCAUGGAUGUGAAUUUGAUGAGUCUGAUGAGAAAGAAGAAAUAAAGCUUAAAUGGAUGAAUGUAGGACCUGAUUUAACGGAGGACCAGAAGAAGGCUAUUUCUCAACUUCCUUUAAAGAUGUCCAACCGCUGCAAGGCCCUUAUGAAGCGUCUAAUCUGCUUUUCUCCAGAUGCUGAUGAUUUGUCUCUCCUCUUGGCUGCUUGGGUGAAGGUCAUGAAACCCAGAAGAGCUGAUUGGUUGGCAAUCUUGAAAGAAAUUAAGAGGAUGGAAAAUCCUCUCCUUUUUGAGGUAAUGGAAUAUGCACUGCUCGAAAAUUCUUUUGAAGCUAAUGUCCGCGACUACACCAAAUUGAUUGACCUCUAUGCAAAGCAAAAUCUCUUGGAAAAUGCUGAAAACUCAUUUCAGGCCAUGAUAAAAAGAGGAUUCCCUUGCGAUCAAGUUACACUUACUGUCCUCAUUCACAUGUACAGCAAGGCUGGACAUCUCGAUCGUGCCAAGGAAGCAUUUGAAGAGAUCAAGCUGCUCGGUUUGCCUCUUGACAAAAGAGCUUAUGGCUCAAUGUUGAUGGCCUAUAUCAGGGCUGAAAUGCUAGAGCAUGCAGAGAGAUUAAUGAAGGAAAUGGAGGAACAAGAAUUUUAUGCCAGCAAGGAAGUCUACAAGGCAUUGCUUAGAGCUUAUUCCACCAAUGGCAAUGCAGAUGGAGCUCAAAGAGUUUUCAACUCCAUACAAUUUGCUGGAAUAGUUCCUGACAGCAGGCUCUGUGCUCUUCUUAUCAAUGCUUACUGCAUGGCUGGUCAGAGCAGCAAAGCACACAGCGUAUUGGAGAAUAUGAGGAUUGCUGGUCUUGAACCAAGCGAUAGAUGUAUUGCCCUGAUGCUGGGAGCUUACGAAAGAGAGAACAAUCUAGAUGCAGCACUCUCUUUUUUGAUAGAACUGGAGCAUAAUGGUGUUCUGAUUGCUGACGAAGCUUCACAAGUCUUGGUUGGGUGGUUUAGAAGGCUUGGAGUGGUGGGUGAAGUGCAGCAAGUUCUAAGAGAAUUUGUUGUCGAGGGAGCUGGAAGUUUCACUCCUUAUUGUAAAACAAAGUGAUAUGACACACGACAAAAUCUUUUUCACAUGUAAUGUUUGAUGCCACUGCAUGAUGUUCUUCAGAUAUCAGUAAACGUUAUGUUCAUCACAUUUAGCAGUCCCCGACAAAGCCUCUUUAUCUGUCUAUAGUUGCAUUCAGAUGUAAUGUUCUAAGAGAAUUUGCUGUCAGGGAAGGUGGGAGUUUGAUUCCUUGUGAUGCUUGUAAAACAAAGUGCUAUGACACCACACAAUCUUUUGCA